UUAUGGAAUAACUUUCUUAAAUCGUCGUUAUUAUUACGUGAUUGUGACAUUGACAUUAGGAGAUAUGGAAGACGAUAUAUUUUUCAAACGGCCUGGCACAACUGAUAAAGGAAAAGACUACGAAGACAUUGUUAUUGCUGACCUGGUGUUGCAACUUGUGCUAUCAAAACACGUCGAUAAUUUCAAGGUGACAUCCAACGACAAAAAAUUUGGAGACUUCGAUGACGUUGUUGUAGAAACAGAAUCAAAUAAAGAAAAACAGUUGUACGCGAUUCAGCUUAAACAUAUAGGUAAAAGUGAUAAAACAUUGUCCGUGGAAAGUUUAAAAUCAGAAAGUGGCAACUUUGCAAUUAAAAAAUAUUUCAAAUCGUUUAAAUCUAUAAAGCUACAUGAUACACCCUGCAAGUUCAUUCUUUCAACUAACUUGAAAUUUGACAAGGACGGAGUACAAAUCCAACUUAGCACCACCAAUGAUGGCUUCAUUCUAAUUAAGAGUCACAAAAUUGAAUCAACGGAGUUAUUCACCAGUGGACUGUGUUACAAGUUUGAAGUUGAUAGUGAGAGUCAAUCGUCUGAUAUUGAAGAAUACAUAAGAUUUUUUGAUAAUUUUCUGUUGUAUACCAAUCAAGCAAAUGUUGAAGAAACUAAAAGUAACGUCAAGUCAAAAUUCCAAAAACAUUUUUGUUGUUCUGGUACAGAUUCUGAUGGAUUUUUGCAGUUUAUAUCAAAAUGGAGUCUCCAGGAAGGUCUCAAGGCGAAAUUAAACAAAAAUAUGAUGCGAAAACUUAUUGCUCUUGUUGUUGUACAUAAAUUUAUUCAACCUCUGUCUUUCAAAUCUGUUAACGACAAGAUGAUAUUACUACGUCGGGCUAUUAAUGGUUGUCAUAUAACGUUUGCACGAAAAGAAGCCUAUCAUAAAAUUAAAUUCCUUUGGAGCGACUUGAAAGAUCGAGCCAUCAACGAGAGCACUAACGAGAUCCAGAAGGUGGCACGAACUUUUCAAUUAAUUGAUUGCAAAGACAAAAUAAAAGAUUUGGAUGACUACGGCAUGACAAAGUUGUUAUGGCUACUAGGAAUGUGUCCGCUAAUACUCAAUGAACACCAGACAAGUUAUAAAGCUAUUAGUUUGUGCAACGAGGAAAAAUUUAUUUUAAUCGGUUCCGGUACUAGAGAAGAACAUUCACCGAGUAGAACAGUUUUCCAGAACUUGUCAGAUUUGGAUCUAAAUUCUAUGAUAUACAAAGACAUCACAAGAAAAUUUAAGUGCUUAUUACAGGGUAAGGAAGAAGUCAGUUUAGAAUUUUUAAUUGAGCGAAAUGAAAAUAUUCGAACAGUUGUUACCAUAAACGAUUUGGUGAAAAUGUUAGAUGGUCCGUAUCCACUUGGUGAACAAAAAGAGGUAAUUCCAGAACCUUAUAUUCCAAGACUUCUGUCUGUAAAUCACAUUGAUAUCAAAUAUUUUAAAAACGUUGAUAAAGACACUUUGUUGGUAAUAGACUGUAUGGACAAAUUUGACAAAAUCAAGAGCAAAUUAGGAAAUUUUAACUUAAUUGAUAUUUCGUUGUUUUUGCGAGACGAUGUGAAAAAUUCCAAAAGUCCUAAAUAUGCAUCAAGUUACAAACCUUUGUACUACACAAGUCCAUGUAUAAAAAAUUUUGCUUCUGGUUCGGAUGUCUACAUAAGCGAAACGUGUUCACAAGAAGACUUUGAUAAAAUAUGCAGACGAAAUCCUAGUAUUGAAAGAAGUCAUCACUUGAAGAUUAUCGACGAAAUGACUUUAGAAUGGAUACGAAGCAAAGGUGACAUAAGUGAUUUAGAAAGAUAUAGACAUGAAAAGACAUUUGUAGAAGAAACAAACCUAUAUAGAGGAAAACCUGAGAACAAUAUAAGUUUGGUAAACGGGGACCCCGGGAUGGGAAAAUCGGAAUUAUUGAAGAACGUGAAAAAUAACUGUGGCGUGGACUUCUGGUGCGUUUUCCUGCAAUCUAUGGACAUUACUCUUUUGUGUACGCGUUUAGAACAAACUCAACUCGAUCUGAGAGAACAAGAACUUGUCAAGUUUAUCAUCGACAUAAUAUAUGAUGGAUAUCCAGAGUUUGAUAAACAUGUGAUAAAAUUACUAAUUGAAAAAUAUCAAGUUGCGUAUUUUUGGGACGCUCUUGACGAAAUUACUACAAAAAAUGUUGAAUUUGUGACUGAUCUUAUACAAGAACUGUCUCAGAAGAGCUGCUUUCAAUGGAUAACCAGUCGCUGCCAUUUGAAGAAGCAACUCGAAAAAAAGUUUAAUGUGUUGUCAAGAAGUGUAAGUCAGUUUAGUGAAGCCGAACAAACCCUUUAUAUACACAAAAGACUGAAAGAUCUUCUUUCUGAUGAAGAUAUCGACAAAGUAAUUGAAAAAAUCAGAUCCACUGUUACUUUGGUUAAACAUAAUGAUGUUUUGGGUACACCACUCCAAGUGUUUAUGCUCACAGAGCUCUUUCGACAAGAUCAUGCCAUGUAUGAUGACUUACUUGACAAAUUGUUUUCUUUGACGGAUCUCUAUCAACACAUUAUUGACGAGAAGUUUAACAGAUACUAUCAGUUGAAAGCAGAUGUGCGUGCUCCUAAUGAUAUUUUGAAGCAAGUGCUUAUAGAUCACAAAAGACUGAUGCUGGAGAAGUAUGAAAAAGCCGGCUUAAAAGCACUAAUCAAGAAAGAAGUUUUCAGACACCUCAACAUCGAGUGUGAUGACUUUUUGAACGAAAUUCAAAAUCGUGCCGACAGUAUAGGACUGAUAACAGAAGUCACUGAUAGUUUUCCUCAGUUUUUGCAUAACUCUUACGCUGAAUUCUUUGUGGCAAAAUAUUUCACCGAACACUACAAGGAGAUAGAGGAUUUCGAAAAGAUUAUUUUUGAUAGUAGGUAUGUGAACGUUAGAUUCUUCUUUGAUUUGCUCACCGCAAAAGAUUCUUCUGCUCACAUCGCCGUGUUGUAUAAGAAUAUCGAUUUACUCAAACAACAUAAGGACGAUUUAAUGGGUUGUGAAGACACCGGGGGAAGAAAUGUUCUGCAGUUGGCGUGUUCAUGGGGUCAACGAUGCCCUACCCUAGAAAUGGAAAGACAAGAGGAAAUUUAUAUCGUUGAUAACGAAAGUGACGACUUAUCUAAUGCAGAAACAUCUGAAUACACGGAAAUGUUGCAGUACCUGUUAGAUAAUUGUGACGCCUCAGAUUCUGACGACAUCUUCAACGGGACGUCUUUAGCUUACGCUCAGAAGGCUGAUUGUUUGUUGGCAAAAUUAAAACUAUUAUUGAAGCACAGCUCAUCUAAGCUAAAAAGUAACAGUGAAAACAUAAGCAUCUUGUAUUACUCCGCUAAGUUUGGUUAUGAAGAUGUCAUUGACUUAUUUGAAGAAUUACCUUUCGUCAAAACUAAGAAAGAUGGUUUUUCGCUUUUCCACUUGGCUGUGAAUUAUGGUCAUGAGAAAUAUUUAAUGAAACUUCUUUCUGUAGACAAUUAUAAAAAAUUAGUUGAUGAUAGAGACAAAAAUGGCGAAACACCACUUUAUGAAGCAUGUCAAAACGGCUACUAUAACUUAGCCGUACUGCUGGUAGAUCAUGGUGCUAACAUCAAUGUUGGAACAAACGAAGGCUCGACACCUCUUCACACAGCUUGUUUACAUCUUCACACCAGCAUUGUCAAAUUCUUGCUACAAUCUGGAGGCAAUGUCAACAUUACGAAAAAAUACGACAUAACACCACUUCACGUAGCUUGCUGGAACGGACAUCACGACGUCGUUAGUCUCCUGCUUCAGAAUGAUGCCAACAUCAAUCUUCCAACGGACGAUGGUUGUACACCUCUGUAUAUAGCUUCUAGAAACAGGCAUGACAAAGUUGCUUCUCUGUUACUGAAAUAUGGUGCCGAUAUCAAUUUCGCGCAGGAAGAUGGUGCCACUCCUCUGUUUAUAGCUUGUCAAGAAGGUCAUAUCAAGAAUGUUGAAGUUUUGUUGAAAGCAAAAGCCGAUUUUAACCUUGCUACGAAGAGUGGAGAGUCGCCUCUGUAUAUAGCUUGUCAAAAUGGACACAUAGAUGUGGUUCGGAUGUUGAUUAACUCUGGAGCCGAUGUUAAUGCUGUUGCGGCAAAUGGUUUUAUGGCGAUACAUAUAGCAUGUCAACAAGGAUACGUUGUUAUUGUUCAGUUGUUAAUUGGGGCAGGAGCUAAGGUCGACAUUUGCGGAGACGGUAUGACGCCGUUAAAGAUCGCUUUGAUUCAUGGACAUGACAAUAUUGUUGCUUUGUUACAAAAUUAAGUUAUAGGUUGUUUUUAUAAUACAAGUUAACCUUAUUGUAGCUCAAUUAAGCUAAUUUUGUGUAUUCAUCAGGUUCUUGAGAAUCUAUUUAUUGAAUAAAUUUUUUUUUUAUUGAG
This is a messenger RNA of Zophobas morio, 4404 nucleotides long. RefSeq lists its product as uncharacterized. The transcript has 2 exons. Bases 65 to 4288 code for a protein of 1407 amino acids. Gene Ontology annotation, cellular component: nucleus; cytoplasm. The record is from RefSeq and is a predicted model, not a curated record. Gene Ontology annotation, molecular function: protein binding. Lineage: Eukaryota; Metazoa; Arthropoda; Insecta; Coleoptera; Tenebrionidae.